GGACUUUUUCUGUCAUUCUUCCGAUUCAAAUCAUCUGAAUUUUCCCGGAAAAUCACAGUUUUUUCAGGGAAAAAAGAAAAAAGAAAGAGAAUGCACGAUUUCUGUUUCACGAUUCCGUACGGGUUGGUAUUGGUGGCUGGGGGCCUGUUUGGGUACAUUAAUAAAGGGAGCACAGCUUCUCUGGGUGGAGGCGUUGGUUCUGGUUUGCUUCUCAUCUUCGCUGGCUAUCUCAGUCUCAAUGCCUUUGGCAAGCGAAAGAACUCUUACCUUGCUUUGAUUCUCGAGACCGUUUGUGCAGCCAUACUUACUUGGGUUAUGGGAGAGCGUUACAUGCAAACAUCCAAGAUUAUGCCUGCUGGUCUAGUUGCAGGAAUCAGUGCUCUCAUGACUGCAUUUUAUCUCUACAAACUAGCAACUGGUGGCAACCAUCUUCCUGCCAAGGCUGAAUGAUGAAAAAAAGAUAUAUGAUAUGUUUUCUUAAUAUAAUACAGUGAUUUUGGGUGACCUGCAUGCCUUAGAUGGUUGAGAUAUAUCAUUGUACUUGUAUCAUUGUACUUAUAUACUUGAGUGAUUUCAGAGUACGAAACAAAAGAUAGUUGUUGUUGUUGUUGUCGUCGUCGAUGUCCUCAUACAUGUAGGAGAAUCGGGUCACUUCUCUUUUUUCUCCUUUCUUUUUUCUCUUAAUUUAGUAUUAUUGAGGUUGCCCUAAAUGCAGGACAGGUGCUUAUUUGUUGCAUGAUUGAUAAAC
This is a messenger RNA of Gastrolobium bilobum, 748 nucleotides long. Its product is annotated as protein FATTY ACID EXPORT 5-like. The transcript has 3 exons. The coding region runs from base 91 to 450 and encodes 119 amino acids. Gene Ontology annotation, cellular component: membrane. The record is from RefSeq and is a predicted model, not a curated record. NCBI's taxonomy places the organism in Eukaryota, Viridiplantae, Streptophyta, Magnoliopsida, Fabales, Fabaceae.